Argentina anserina (silverweed cinquefoil) is the source of this 1629-nucleotide messenger RNA. RefSeq names its product methylmalonate-semialdehyde dehydrogenase [acylating], mitochondrial. Gene Ontology annotation, cellular component: mitochondrion. The record is from RefSeq and is a predicted model, not a curated record. Gene Ontology annotation, biological process: L-valine catabolic process; thymine catabolic process. Gene Ontology annotation, molecular function: malonate-semialdehyde dehydrogenase (acetylating, [NAD(P)+]) activity; methylmalonate-semialdehyde dehydrogenase (acylating, NAD+) activity. NCBI's taxonomy places the organism in Eukaryota, Viridiplantae, Streptophyta, Magnoliopsida, Rosales, Rosaceae. The transcript has 18 exons.
ACGAAAGAGGAAAGAAUGAUGCAGCUCUCAAUCCCAAGAGUGGGAAACCUCAAGGCUUUUAGAACGGCGUCUUCGAGUCCUCCGAGAGUUCCCAAUCUGAUUGGAGGUGCUUUUGUUAAUUCGCAUUUGACUGCGUCAAUCGACGUUAUAAAUCCAGCAACGCAAGUUCCCUUGACCACGAAUGAGGAGUUCAAAGCCGCGGUGUAUUCUGCAAAGAAGGCGUUUCAAACAUGGCGCAACACACCUGUCACGACCCGUCAAAGGAUCAUGCUUAAGCUGCAAGAGCUUAUUAGGAGAGACAUUGAUAAGUUAGCCUUAAAUAUCACAACAGAACAGGGGAAGACAUUGAAGGAUGCACAUGGUGAUGUGUUUCGUGGGCUAGAGGUCGUACAGCAUGCUUGUAAUACAGCAACUCUGCAAAUGGGGGAGUAUGUUUCAAACGUAUCAAAUGGAAUUGACGCGUAUAGUAUUAGAGAGCCACUUGGUAUAUGUGCUGGGAUAUGUCCAUUCAACUUUCCAGCAAUGAUUCCAUUAUGGAUGUUCCCAAUUGCAGUUGCAUGCGGGAAUACGUUUAUCCUAAAGCCAUCAGAAAAAGAUCCAGGUGCUUCUGUACUGCUAGCAGAGUUGGCAAUGGAGGCAGGUUUGCCUGAUGGUGUCUUAAAUAUUGUUCAUGGAACCAAUGAUAUUGUUAAUGCAAUUUGUGUUGAUGAUGAUAUCAGAGCUGUAUCAUUUGUGGGUUCUAAUACAGUAAUGACACAUAAUAUAGUUGCCUUGAUAAACUACUUUCUUCAGUCGAACAUGGGCGCUAAAAAUCAUGCAAUUGUCAUGCCUGAUGCCAGUCCUGAUGCUACUUUGAAUGCUCUAGUUGCUGCUGGUUUUGGUGCCACAGGACAGAGGUGCAUGGCACUCAGCACAGUUGUUUUCGUCGGAGAUUCAAAGUCAUGGGAAAAUAAACUUGUGGAGUGUGGCAAAUCGCUGAAAGUAAGGGCUGGCACAGUACCUGAUGCUGACCUUGGGCCUGUGAUUAGCAAGCAAGCCAAGCAACGGAUUUGCAACUUAAUACAAUCUGGUGUUGAGAGUGGUGCCAGGCUAUUGCUUGAUGGGAGAAAUAUAGUGGUCCCCGGUUACGAGCAUGGAAAUUUUAUUGGCCCUACGAUCUUAUCAAAUGUUACAACUGACAUGGACUGCUACAAGGAAGAAAUCUUUGGUCCAGUUCUUCUCUGCAUGGAGGCCAACAGUCUAGAAGAGGCCAUAAACAUUGUAAACAGAAACUGAUAUGGCAACGGUGCUUCUAUAUUUACUACAUCUGGGGUAGCUGCACGGAAAUUUCAAACAGAAAUUGAGGCUGGGCAGGUCGGUAUCAACGUGCCUACUCCAGUUCCCUUGCCCUUUUUCUCCUUUACCGGCAACAAGGCAUCUUUUGCAGGAGAUUUGAACUCCUAUGGCAAGGCAGGUGUUAACUUUUUCACCCAGAUCAAAACGGUGACUCAGCAAUGGAAGGAAUUACCAGGCAGCAGUGUAGUUAAUCUUGCCAUGCCAACUUCUCAAAAGGCAUAGUUGCCUUGCAAUAUAUUGUACCAUUCUGGAACACAUGGCAAUAAAUCAAUACCAAGGUCUCUUCUUCCCUUA